ACCGUACUUGGCGCUUGCCAUCGCGCACGAUGGCGCCGGUGAUACUCUCGUCGCUCAGUCCACAUAUAUGCGUCCUCCCAUCGCAGGACCUAGAAGAGCUCCUCGAGGCCUCCGGUCUCCCGGACCUGCCAUCUAUCCUCCAGUCCUUCUCCCCGCUUCCCCAAGUGACGACGCGUACUUCUACUCUGACUUCUGUCCCCCACGCGUCCUUCGCUCUGCGAUUCUCCGACUUGCGGGAGAUUGAAGAGGCCUGCAAGGAAGAUGAGGAGCGCCGCGCCAUGCGGACAUUAGACUGGAUCGGAGGCCGUAUAAAUGCCAAGUGCAAGGCAUGGGUGGACGAAGCGACGAAGAGCGCGCCUGGAUCCAAGGAGCCCUGGUGGGAUGAGCUCAGGCGAUGUGCGGAGGGCGACAAUGUGCCAGACAAGAACGAGUGUUGGAAUCACCCGUCUGCGAUCAUGUUGGCCGUGUCUACGAACACAGCGAACCCUCUGCAGGCCAUUUCAAUGCUGCACUCGCGCGCGAUCGACCUUCCGCAGUGGGUAGACCCCGCAUGCCUGAAGUACACGCUUAUCCUCCAUACUCCCAACUCAUCUCUAUCUGACGACGAGGCUCAAGCGCUCUACAACGCCGUCAAGAAGCAAUAUGGACUUCACAGCUAUCUGCUUUCCCUCACAUUCCCCUCUCCGCCACCAGAUCCCGUGCCGGUCCCUGCGCUCAUGCCUAGAUUACCACGUCCGACUGCCGAAGGAUCCACGCCAGAAACACCGCCGCUCAGCUCACUGCGGUUAUGUGAGGCCGACAUUCAGACGACUGCGCGGUUCACUCGUGAAUUUGUGGUUAUGUCCCUCAUCCCCUGGAUGGAGCAACGCGUGAUGGAGUGGAAUGAGAACUUCGUCUCUGCCAGACGGCUACCAUCCCGCCUGUUCUCCUCUACGCGGCGCCUUUUCGGAUCCGCAUCCGCGUCACCGGCUCCUGCGACCCCACAACAUCACGCUGGCUCCUCAUCCGUCUCUUAUACACCCCACCGCUCAUCCACUUACGCCGCGCCUUCGUCGAACGCAGCAGGCGCAGUCGGUCCGCCACCACAACCACGUCGACUGGCUGAGUUCUCUACAAUCCUUGGAGACUUCAAGCUCGCUGUGUCUGUAUGGGAGGCAAUAAGGAAGGAUGGGAAGGGUGGUUGGGAUAUUCUGCCGCUACUGCUAUCUCCAUCACCGACUUUGUCGGCGUAUGCGUCUGCGAGUCUCGCAUCGCUGAUGAACGUGCCGCAUCCACCAUCAGAAAUCCCAGCGCACGUCCAGGUGAAGUCGCUGGUGUAUGCUGUACGGUGGGCAGCAGGAAUCGACCAGGCAGACUUCCUGAGCGACGAGCUGGAAGGCGAGAGGUGGUUGGCAUGGGCAUCUGGCGAUGCAGAAGAAGCGCCGUCGUCAUUGCUACUGGCACAUGCGGCCCACCUCAGUGCAUUCAGGAAGCGGGCACCCAAGCUUCGGAGAGCAGGGUUGUGGUACGUGUCCGCCGCAAAGAGGCUGGAGAAGUGCGGCAUCCGUCCUCUGACCAUCCACUUCCUCCGCGUGGCGCACGAGCUAUUUUCUGCGCCGCCGCCAUACGCGAAUACGCUCACGCUGUCACCGUCCUUUUGGGACUCGGAGAACGUGCCUGCUCCUUCGCUCUCUGGGAAGACGGGCGACGAUCAGAGGACUGGCUGGGAAGAGAUGAUGACGGGGAUAGAGCAACCCUUGGGACGGCUCUUGUAUACGAACGGCGACGUUGUCGCAGCCAUUGAGCUAUUCCUGUCCUUGCUCCGGCUUACCGUCAAGGUCAACCUGAACACCCCAACGUGGAGGACAGCCGAUGCGGCAUUGACCAACGGCGCUGUCGAUGGCGAGAAGGCAUCUGUUCCUCCUGAGGGCAAGGACAAGCCAUUCCUGGACGACUUCAGAACCGCGUACUCGCACUACCUUUCGACCCUCUCCUCGCCGAAUGACAGCGAAGUCAAGGUUGAACUACCAUUUCGGUUCUCGCAAGCGCGAGAGACGAAGGUCCGCGUACCGGGGAACACGCUGGGCGGAAAGGCGGUCAGCAAUGCGUGGGCGGCGAGGGAAGAUGUCUGGAAGUCUUUUGCGAAGAAGCAGGGUUUGUCGACACCGAAAGGCUACUUGGUAGACUGCGAUGAUAGCGCACCGAUUGUGGCCGAAACUUUCUGGGUCGACGUGGCAUUGCGAAAUCCUCUGGAGGCUGAUGUCUUUCUGAAUAACUUGACGCUCAAGCUCGCGGAUGAAGACGUUGGCGGAGUGGAUAUCGAAGUUCUUGACGAUAUCCAGCUUGGGCCUCGCGAGACUCGUACGAUACCAAUUGCCGUCACAGCGCAUCGACCAGCCUCUCUCACCUUUGCAUACGUGACCUACACCUUCCUGUCCCUUCUCCCUGCGAAGGAGCCGCUUACUUAUCGAGGCACGCGACUACACGCGACGCCCGCCCAGCGACAGAAUGCGACAUACGCGCCUGAUGUACCGCUGAAGGCCGCCGUGCGCGAUCGCGCGCAUCGCUUACAAGCUCGCUUCGUGGACGACACCGACGGCCACACGCUGCUGCUCAAUGAGGGCGAGACGCGGAACCUCACCCUGCGUAUAUCGAACGACGGCUUGCGGCCAGUGGGCGAGCUGUGGAUCGUGCCUAGCGAGCGAGAUGAGGACGACGUCUGGUGGGCCGAGGUUGAGGUUGACGAGGCGGAGAAGGUCGAAGGCGAGCAAGAGGUCGUCCGCUCAGAGAAUAGCUUGUUGCCGCCACCGCCGAUGCGUAUACCGCUUCGAAAUUCGGCAGGGGAAUCAGUGCUGCAGCCUGGGGAGUCGACAGAACUGCCGAUCACUCUGCAUGCCACGAAUGUGGGUGAGAGGGAGCUGUCGCUGCUGUUCGUCUACCGUCAGGACGGUUCUGAGUCAUUCUACCCUACCCGACUGACGCGCUUCUACGAUGUUCGGCAAGCGUUCGCGGCCAGCAUGCGCGCACGACCUUCAUUAUCCUCGGAUCACCUCUUCGUCGUCGAUGUCGCCGUACAGAACAAGUCCCUCAGUUCCGUACAAAUCACACAAGUGACAACCUUGAGCCCAACCUGGCGGCUGCAGCCUGUUGUGCAGGACAUGAACAUUCUCAUGGCGCCUCGGCAAAAUACGCGGUUCAUGUUCGCUGCCGAUCCAUGGGAUGCGCAAUCUGGUUCACGGGAAACCCGCGAGUUCGUGAAGCAAAAGCUGAAGGGGAUUGUCAAUGGCACGGAGCUCAAUGAAUCAUCCCCACCACCAAUCGACCUCCUCUGCUGCCACACGCCGCUAUCCGACCACCAGCGAACGCAUCUAUCUCCUGCCUUGCGCCACUUUGUCCUUGCUGGCCGGCGCAACCUUAUCACACGCACCAACGCCUUUACCUUCCCCUACAUCCCGCCCCAGAUGCACCCAUACAUCUUUCCCCUCUACAACCCCGCUUCCGUCGAUGCAGUCCUCUUCUGGACCAUGCCCUCACAGCAACGGUCAGGUCAUAUCCUGGUCUCGGGCCUGCGCAUGGGCGCAUCACAUGCGCCGCUUCGCGAUAUCGUCGAGGCGGCGGAGAGCGCGAAGGUGAAGCGGAGCAUGUAUGCGGAGACGCAGCGGGAGCGGGCGGAGGUGCUCACGGCUGUCCGGGCGAGUGAGUGGAAUAUGGAGAUGGAUCCGCUGGUGGUGCGUGCGUUGGCCGGGUCGAGGGUAGAGCAUGAUUUCUCGAGAGGGCCUCUCCGAAUACCUGUACCCUUCGCGGUGCGGAACUUCUCGCAAUCGCAUAUCUGUGGCUUCGCUCUCAAGUUCUCGAGCACUACGGGCGUGUAUCCGCCUUCAGCGCAAAUACAACCGCCACCAUACUCUGGUCGUCUAACAUUUCGCGGUCGCCUUGCACCAUGUCAAAGCACGACCAUAACACCCAGCUUAUGGAUCACGCGACCGGGCACCUACAGCUUGGGCAACUGGAAAGCAGAAACAGAGGUGUACGAGCAAGAGACCGCGGGCGGUACCCCCGCCGUGCGCCACCGAUAUCUGCAGACUCCCGCCUCGGGAGACGACGUGUAUAUCAGCGUCAGUGAUAUUGUGCGUAGAUAGAUAGUCGCGUGUACUACAACGGGUACCAUAUAUACCGCGUGCUGGGCAUAUACCAUCGUUAAAGAGCCAUUUCCGGAUGCUUGUCGUGAGUUUGUAGUGAGACAUCACGCAUCAUGAGAGAGGACUCGGUGGGGAAGACGGACGGCGGUUGCGCGCUUCGGCCUCUUCAAUUUCGCGCUUGAUGCGCUCCUUCUCCUUCGCGAUGGCGGCGGCGCGAAGCUUCUUCAUGUGCAUGUUGAAGAAGGUCUGAAGGUGAUGUCAGGGGAUGCGGGGUAGGACAGAAGGGGAACGUACUCCUAGCACGAACUGGACGGCAUUGAAGAAGAGAACCCAAAGCUCGACGGGAAUGAAUCCCUGG
Messenger RNA from Schizophyllum commune H4-8, 4476 nucleotides. RefSeq lists its product as uncharacterized. Lineage: Eukaryota; Fungi; Basidiomycota; Agaricomycetes; Agaricales; Schizophyllaceae. Bases 30 to 4118 code for a protein of 1362 amino acids. The record is from RefSeq and is a predicted model, not a curated record. Gene Ontology annotation, biological process: protein localization to phagophore assembly site; endoplasmic reticulum to Golgi vesicle-mediated transport. The transcript is spliced from 17 exons. Gene Ontology annotation, cellular component: cytoplasmic vesicle; TRAPPIII protein complex; phagophore assembly site.